CCAACGGCAAAACCCACGGCCACUUCGGACUUCAUCACACCUCAACCUUGACUUCAAACCUUCAAUUCUCCUUACCAUCCAUCCUUCGGGUCAAUAUCCUCCUUCCCGCUGCUCAUUAUCACCAUGUUCAGCCCGUCCCUCACCCGCAUCGUCCUGCGGUCGACGGGCUGCUCAUCCUGCACCCAAGCAGCGCCCGUCACUGCCGUAUCUCGCUCAUCCGGCCAGCGAGGCGCUCGAACCUUGAGCCGUCCGUUCCACCGCGCUCAUCAGCGUCGACAUUCAUCGUCGAACGCCUCAUCAUGCCCGCCGUCGCAGCCAUCCUCGCCGAAUAGCGGUCGCGUGGGCCGGAAGCGGUCCAAGUCGGCGUCGCAGCCGUCCGUGGAUGAUGCAUUUUCCCACCUGCCCAGCGUGCCUAACACGCAGCAUUUGCAGCAAUCUGAUAUCGCCAUCGCAUCCUUCUUCAGCCUCCACGCCCCCAUCUCCAUCCGCAGCGACCCACCCACUACCAUCCCCUCCCAGCGCGACAUCGACGCCUUCCUCGAUCAGCUCUCCCCCUCCGCACUCCAAAAGCGUAAAGCCGACAGCAUCAUGAGCACCCUCUCCAACGUCGUCCGCACCCUCGAUUCCAAACCCCAGACCGGCACCCCCGUCAACCCCUUCGAACCCCCAAGCAACCACCUCCGCUGGCAAUCCGCCGGCACGCCCGACACCUCCUCCAUCGACGCCGCGAACCAACACAUCGCGUCGUUGCUCCCCUUCCAGAAACCGCGCGCCCCCGCCCCCAUCACCGUGACCGGCACCGAGACGUUCCUAGACCUUCAAGCUCGACCGAAGGGGACGCGUGCACGGAAGAACGCGGCGACUGUUCAGCGGGGGCGGACGGCAGUGGUGGAGGAGAAGCAGUGGGAGACGCGGGUGGUGAUAAAGACACGGACGCUGGCGGAUGGGACGAAGGAAAUUACAGGGACGGCGAGCCCGAUGGUGAGAACCGAUGCGGCGGAGGGGGUGAGGUAUGAAGAGCCGAAGAAAGAGGAGGUGGCGAUUCGGCAGAGGAAGUUGAAGAUGAAGAAGCAUAAGUAUAAGAAGCUGAUGAAGCGGACAAGGAACUUGCGGAGGAAGUUGGGGAGGCUAUAGAGUGGUGGAUGGUUUUGGUUUUUGGUGUCUUCAAAUUCCAUGCAUUGGCUAGGAUACCAUGUUCUGGGCAUCUUUCUCAUAUCGCUUUUCACUGUCUCUCUGAGCUGAAAGAGCUGCAUGAUGAUGGUUGAAGUUGUUUCAUA
This is a messenger RNA of Eremomyces bilateralis CBS 781.70, 1277 nucleotides long. RefSeq lists its product as uncharacterized. The record is from RefSeq and is a predicted model, not a curated record. The coding region runs from base 124 to 1134 and encodes 336 amino acids. NCBI's taxonomy places the organism in Eukaryota, Fungi, Ascomycota, Dothideomycetes, Eremomycetales, Eremomycetaceae. The transcript has 3 exons.